This is a messenger RNA of Trypanosoma theileri, 471 nucleotides long. RefSeq names its product Atg8-like protein 2. The record is from RefSeq and is a predicted model, not a curated record. The coding region runs from base 1 to 471 and encodes 156 amino acids. NCBI's taxonomy places the organism in Eukaryota, Euglenozoa, Kinetoplastea, Trypanosomatida, Trypanosomatidae. The transcript has a single exon. Gene Ontology annotation, biological process: cellular response to nitrogen starvation.
AUGGCCCGCCGGUAUCUUUAUCAAUGCCGUAAUAGUUUUGAAGACCGCAAGAAGGAAUCCACAAGUAUACGGCAACGUUAUCCACAUCACAUACCACUUGUCUGUGAACCCGCCCCUGGCAAUAACAAUCAUCCCGGCAACGGCAUCUCUUCUUCUUCCUCCUCUUCCUCUUCUUCUCCAUGUGCAGUGGUGGAUGCCCUUCUUCAUCGCCGUAAAGUAUUACGGGAAUUGGAUUACAGUAAGUUUCUUCUCCCAGAGGAUGCGUCUAUCCAACAACUCCUCGUCCUUCUGCGUAGACGACUGUUAUUAGAGUCUGAACAGGCGUUGUUUCUCUUUUUAGAUGAUAAUAUGCCGCCAAGCAGUGCCUGCAUGGGUGAUCUCUACACACAGAAGAAGGACCCGGACGGGUUUCUCUACUUAACAUACGGCAUAGAAAGUACAUUUGGGGGAAACAGAGAGUGGAGGCAGUGA